CAGAGCAGACACACGGUUUUCUUCUGUCAAACUGCACCAACUUGUAAACUCCUCAAGAUGGCGAACUUGCAAUGCCCUGCUGAAGAUGCGGCCCACCUGGCUUCUUUUGCCCGAGAUAUCUGCCCUUUUCCAAACUACAACCCCAGCCCUCACUUCUUCAACAUGCUGUCUAUCAAUUCCUCUCGUAACCUGGAGAACCACUACGCGGCUGUGCAAGCCUCGCUGACCAAAACUCAGCUGGAGGAUUUCACCCGCGGCCUGAGGACCGUCGUGGGCAAGGAAGGGAAGGUCACCCUGGGCGGUGUGGGAGUGGUGGCCUUGUCCCUGGCCGUGCUGUUUGACACCCUAGCCUCAAAGGUCAGGGGAGAAUGGGUGCCAGAAUCAGGGCCCAUUCCGGGUCUGUUCGUCAAGAGCUUGAGAGGGAACUACCCACUGCAUGUCAACACAGUCAGCGAAUACCUGAGACUGAUGCCCUACAUCGCAAACAACCCCACCAGAAUGAAAGAGGAGGCCAAGAGGUACCUCAGACAGAUCUUUAUUGACGAGCAGAGCACAAACAAAGUGGACAAAGACAACAGGUACAACACCAAAGAUGACAUCGAUGGGGUCAACAUCAUGCUUGGACAGUUUUUUGCACGCAGUUUACGCACCCAUCUACUCCGCAUUGCCAACUCUACUGAGGUAGAUGAGAUUGUUAAUUCUGUCAGACAACCGCAAGGAGCCACAAACAAUGGAAAUCCGACCUCCAAAGAAAUUAAUACUAAAAAUGGAGUUAAUGAAACUACUGUCGCCAAAGCCAGAAAGAGACGCAUACCUGCCCCUGAAAAGUACACUGACUUUGAUCUUAACUGUGAUGCAGAGGCAGCCAGCAAAGAAUUCCUGGCCAUGGUGCAGACAUCAGACAGCCGAACCCAAGAAGCAUAUAAAAACUGUCAGCCAAACCCUCAGCGUUUACCAAAGACUUUGCUGCACUUCAUCGCUAGACUAGUUUGGCUAGACGUCAUCAACAACCCUGUCCUGGCCGAUGAAAUGGGACAUGCGCUGAUUGCUCAAAGAGAGGAUUUCGACCUAAAGGCCAAUGCUCUCAGCAAAUGGGCAGACUAGGGGGGUGCAGAGUAGAUUGGCUCCCCAGUACCUCACCUGGUGGUGGGUGUAUCACAUGUUAAGGCUGAGUCCUGGGUUCGAAUCUGACCUCAGGCUGUUUGCUGUAUGUCCUACCCUUUCUCUCCCCUGCCUUUCCUGUCUCUCUCUCCACUGUGACUGUCAAAUAAAGCAAAAAUGCAAAAAUGCAAAAAAAAAAAAAAAAAAAAAAAAAAAAAAUCAUUAGACAACUUUCCAAAUAAACAUCUAAGUAAAUAGUGUUCUUGUUCACUGAAAUGCAUCCUGUAGAAAUAAUCACUGAAAUUCACAACAGUUAAAAAUACCACUCUUAUAAACAUACAUUUUAUGUAGACCUGACACAGUUGUUGUUGUUGACUCACAAAAAGACAUGAGCUGCUUUCUGACUACAGUGAAUAACAUGGAUCAAAGGGGAGGUCAACAACCCUAGAAGAACAUCCCCAAGAGAAGCAAUAGGGCUUCAUAGCUCUUUAGGAAAGAGUUAUCAUUUUUAGGAUUUAAGAAACUGGAAAGUCGCUUAUUUUAUUUAGGAUAUUUUUUAUGCACAUUAUGCUCCAUCAUUUCCCCAUAGUUAGCUGAAUGUUAAGUGGGUGUCACUGUGAAUAAAUGAGGAUGACAUAUUUGGCAUGGGUAGAGAUUCAGUGGGCAUUGGAGCAGUGAGGAGGCCGAGGAUACUGCUAUGCAACAGCACCACCAUGAGGGAGAAAAAAAAAAUGUAUUUUUUUCAGUUGGCAUUGCUGUUAAAAUUCACAUCUCCAUUUUAAACCUUUGCCUUUUAUUUCAGUCUUGGCAUCAUUAUUUUGUGUAGGUUUCUUUGUAGGUAAUGCAUUUUGUUUGUUUAAAGGGUCCGAAAAUAAGUAGUAAGUAAAGAUAUCUACAAAAGCUAUUAUUUCAUGUCUGCUGGUUAAUUAUUUCAGAACUUGCUUUUGUGAUAAACCACAUUUAGGAAAACAGUUCAAUUUCACGUUUAUUUAGAGCAUUUAAUCACUGUUACAGUCACAAAAGGCUUUACAGGCCCACAGCUUAUACAAAAAAGUACACUUUCUGACCCUCAUGGGAGGCAAGAAAAACAUGCAGCAUGAAUAAGGGUAAUGAAAACUAUCACAUACUAAAAUAGCAUUUAAUGAGACACCAACAUUUUCAUUGAUUAUAAAUAUGCUAGUCCCUCAUUGAAAUACAUAAAUUCUGUGAGGGUGUCCCUAAACCUAAGAGGAGGCUUUACAGGAGGUUUUCCUUAGAGCCUUGCUUUCCACCAGGGGACGCUAUUGGAUUCACCCUUUGAGGCUUGGCACUCAUGGAAUAAAUAUAGAUUUUGUUUUUAGGUGUUUACAAUAAAUUUCUCCUAGUUUUUGGAUAUUAUUGGAUAUUAGAUUUAGUUGGUUGUGUUGCUUUUGUGGGAUUGUUGUCCAUAAUUGAUUCUGAUUCCCUUUUGACUGUCCUAUUGUUUCGGAACAUGACCAAGAAAAUAAAAGACAUACAAAAAAUAAAAUAUAAAACGGCAUUUCAAUAGAGUGCUCUGAAUGCUUGGAACAGAAUGCAAGACAUGUUUUAAGCUUAAUAAAUUGGUUCCGCUUGAA
Molecule: messenger RNA, 2696 nt
Organism: Myripristis murdjan (pinecone soldierfish)
Lineage: Eukaryota; Metazoa; Chordata; Actinopteri; Holocentriformes; Holocentridae
Exons: 3
Coding region: 58-1104 (348 amino acids)
Source: RefSeq, a predicted model, not a curated record